UUUUAUUCAGUCUGUUGCGAACCUCCACCGUAGACUGUUCUUUAUAUAUUUGAUCCUGCAAAUACUAUUAUUAUUUUUUUUUAAAUUAUCCUCGAAGUAAAUAAAAGAAAUAUAAUGUCCGUAAUUAUUUGAAUUACAAAGUAAAAUUUAGUUUUUUUUUUUAAUGAUAUUUUUGAAUUUAUGAAUUUUUAUUUUUAAAUUAAAUCAAAAAAUUUUGCUGAUAAAUUUUGAAUUUAAAUGAAAUAUUAUUAAUAGUGAUGAUGGGACUUUGUUGGGAGUUUUUCUCUAUUAUUACGACAAUUAAAAUAAAUUAAUUAAAAAUAAUUGAAUUUAAAAAUUACUUAAUAAAAAAUCGUCAUGUGGAAGUAUUGGAUUUUAUUAUUAUGCUCAACAAGUUUAUCAUGGAGUAACUCUGUAGCGGGGCCACAGAGUGUAAGUGUAAAUUUAUCUGAAAACAAUCACGUGGAUAAUGAAGAUAAAAAAGAAAUUCGAGUGAUACGACGUUUUGCUUGUCCCGUUGGAUUCUUCCGGUUAAAGAGGAAUUGUUACUAUUUAAGUGCUGGUAUGGCGCCGUGGAGAGAAGCGCAUUUUCAUUGUAAGGACAGAAAUUCCACACUGGCUAUUCUUGAUAAAAAAGCGAAAAAUCGCAGACUGAGAAAGUAUUUAAUGGGCGAUCAAUUUACAAGACUCGAAAGAUGGAUUGGCGGUAUUUAUAAUUGGCAGCAAAUGUCAUGGGAGUGGGGCGUAUCGGGUGAAAAAAUAGUAUUUCAAAAUUUUGAUAAUUCAAGUCACAGCAAAUCAAAUGAAGAAUACGCUUGGCACUGUGUGGUCUUAGAUCCAUUAGUUAAAUAUAAAUGGAGCCCUAGAAGUUGUGUUGAAAAAAAACACUACAUAUGUCAAGUACGCGCUGGACGAAUAGGACGUAGAAAAAAGAAAAUUGCAGACCCUAAUGUUGAGCUUCAGAACCAAAGAGAGAAACCGAAAAAGAGAGGAAAAAAAUAUAACAGAGAAAAGAAUAGUGAAGAACGUCGACGUAAUAAAAACCAAAGAGAGUCGAAACGUAAUUGGGCAGUACAAAAUUAUGAUAAUAAUGAUUUUAAAGAUAAUAAUAACAGAAAUAACAAUCAAGAUAAUGAAGAGUGGGCACACGGAGUUAAUAUUGGCUCAAGACCUCCUACAUCGAGAUCAGGAAAACCGAAACCAAUCAACAGAACUCGUCAUCAAUCAAACAAAAUUCGCCAACAUGAUGGUACACCCAAGAUAACUCAAAUUAUACCACAAGGUUACGAGCAUGGUGCAUUCCUGGGAGAUGGACCAUUUGAUAUGAACCCUCAAUCUUUGUCAGACGACAAAACUCUAUCGCAGUAUCACAACAAAAUAAAUGAUCUAUCACUAGAAGAAGUCUUGUUUAAAACAUAAAUCUUUAUAAAAAUUAUUAGGUAUUUUUUAAAUAAAUGUCUAUGAAAAAUAAUAAAAAUAAUAUAUCGCUUAAAUAUUUAUCUAUAUUAUAAAAAAUAUGUGCUUGCGAAUCUAUCAAAGAUAUAUAUUAUAAAAUGCUCUCUCCAACUCAUAGUUAAUCAGUGUAAGAACAUAAAUAAUUUAAAAGUUGUCGUUUGAAUGUUUAUUUUUUUAUAAACUAAAUGAUCUAAAGCUUAUAUUUUUUUGUUUAUUUAUUAAUUACUGAAAAUGAAUAAUUAAUAGGAUAAUAAUAAUUUAAUUAUUUAUAAUUUGAUGCUUCA
Molecule: messenger RNA, 1739 nt
Organism: Microplitis demolitor
Lineage: Eukaryota; Metazoa; Arthropoda; Insecta; Hymenoptera; Braconidae
Exons: 5
Coding region: 358-1419 (353 amino acids)
Source: RefSeq, a predicted model, not a curated record